UUCGACCUCUCCUUAAAAAUUCGGUUCUUAUGCUCAGUAGCCAUCUGCAUUCUGCACCAAACAAAGCAAAGAAAACUUGAUUCUUACAACAAUGUCUAUCUUUGCAAAUUUAUGCAAUCCCACCUAUCACCUCAAUAUUGCUCACUGUUUUCUCCUUUUGCUUUUGGCCUCUUCAUAUCUACACACUACUAAAGUCUGUCUUGGUGAUGCACUCCCAACUGCCAAAUGCAUCGACCAAGAGAGACGUGCGCUUCUCGCCUUCAAAGAAGAUCUCACCGAUCCUUCCGGCAGGCUUUCUUCUUGGGUCGGUCGCGAUUGCUGCCAAUGGAAAGGAAUUUCAUGUAACAACAACACGGGUCAUGUUGAAAAGAUGAGUCUCCAGAAUCCAUACAUAUAUAAGCUAUUGGUCUUUGAUGCAGAGCGAGAUGAGAUGGAGUACUCGUCGUUGGGUGGUAAGAUAAAUCCUUCUUUGCUUAGCUUGAAGCAUUUGAAUUACUUAGAUCUAAGCCGCAAUGAUUUUCGAGGGAUUCACAUUCCCGAAUUCUUUGGCCAGCUAAAAAAUUUGGGGUAUCUCAAUCUCUCCUCAGCUUCAUUUGGAGGAGAUAUUCCACCUCAUCUUGGUAACUUGUCACAUUUGAACCAUCUUGAUCUCAGUGAAGAGUCUGACUACUCCUUACUUGAAAUACCUUCCGAAAACUUGAAUUGGCUUUCUCGUCUCUCUUCCCUAAAAUACCUCAAUCUUGAAGGGUUGGACCUCAGCAACACAAGUUGGCUACAUAAUGUUAACAUGCUUCCCUCCCUACUUGAAUUACACUUGCCAUCAUGCCAAAUCGAAAACCUUCCACUCUCACUCAAGAACAUUAGCCUCAAAUCACUUUUGGUCCUUGACAUGUCGUAUAACGAUUUGAAGUUUCCAUUUCCUGAUUGGUUUUUCAGUCUUGGUAACCUCACUAAACUGGAUUUAAGUGGGAACUUGCUGAUUGGACCCUUUCCCAUUGAACUUGAGAGCCUCAAAUCACUUGAACACCUUCAUUUAUCUUUCAAUGGACUUGAAGGUCGAAUUCCCAUGCUUGAAAAUUUUUGCAGUCUAAAGACCUUAAAUCUUGCCAGCAACAAAUUUGAUGGGGGGAUUCAAGAGCUGUUCGACGGUUUAUCAAGUUGUCCCAAUAGUAAACUCGAGUCACUAGAUUUGUCUUCUAAUAUGCUACAAAGCAAUUUGCCGGCGUCCUUGGGGAUGCUACGCAAUUUGAAGUAUCUCAGCCUCUACAACAAUCUUAUGAAUGGGUCCAUUCCUGAAAGUUUAGGACAACUCCCUAAGCUAGUUCACCUCGAUCUGUCGUUCAACCCGUGGGUAAGCAUUUUGACUGAAUCCCAUUUCAUGAACCUCACAAGAUUGAAAUACUUUGCAUUAGGCAGAGUGGAUCCAUACCCAACUCUACCUAUUCACCUCAGUUUCAAUGUGUCUUAUAAUUGGGUACCUCCUUUCAUGCUUCACACAAUCAACAUUGCGAACUGUAAAGUAGGUCCUGCCUUUGGGGUAUGGCUUCAAUCUCAAACUGAACUAGUCUUUGUCAAACUUCGGGGUACUGGGAUUUCCGAUUCUAUACCAAAGCACUGGUUCUUGAAAUUAUCUUCCAACGUCGAAUAUUUGGAUUUAUCUUACAACCAAAUCACUGGAAACCUUCCAUUGGAAUUGAAUUUUCGGAAUACUCUAAUUUUGGAUGUGAGUAACAAUCGAAUUGAGGGGCCAUUCCCACUUUGGUCUGGUAACCACGUGAUCCGCCUUGAGCUUGAAAUGAAUUCAAUUUUCGGGCACAUUCCUUUGAAUUUGGACGAAAGGUUUCCAAAACUGGUGGCAUUGUAUCUCGCGGAGAAUCGUUUGAGUGGUACUAUUCCAAGCUCCAUUUGCAACAUGCAAAACUUGCUAGUCCUUUCGCUGAGAAACAAUGAGUUAUCAGGAGAAUUUCCUCAAACAUGGAGUCAGUUGCAUGAGAUCUUGGUCAUAGAUGCUGCACACAACAAUCUCUCAGGCAAACUUCCUAGUUCGAUUGGUGUCUCGGGCGCUCUUUUCGGGUUGAAGCUGAACAACAACAACUUCGAUGGUGAAAUUCCUCUUUCCUUGCAAAAUUGCACUUCUUUGAGGCAUAUUGAUCUCGGAGAUAACAAAUUCACUGGAAAAAUACCUUCAUGGAUAGGAUCAAAGGUGCCACUGGUAUCGAUCUUACGACUGCGGUCCAAUUUUUUCAGUGGAGAAGUCCCCCAACAGUUGUGCAAUCUUGGCUACCUUCAUAUCCUAGACCUUGCACACAACAACUUUUCAGGGACUAUUCCUAAGUGCUUGAAUAAACUGAGUGCUCUGACGCAUGGAAAUUUCAGUGCUUAUGACUUAUAUGCUUUUUAUGACCAAGAAACAUCAGUGGUGAAAGUAAGACAACUUGACUAUCAGCCGCAGACUAUAAUGUUCGUAAGAAGCAUUGAUCUUUCAUCGAAUAACCUCGAAGGUGAAAUCCCUGAAGAAAUAUCCAGCCUCGCUCUACUGCAUAACUUGAACUUGUCGAUGAACCAAUUGAGAGGAAGCAUUCCAUCAAAGAUUGGGAACUUGCUGUUGCUCGAAGCUCUUGAUCUUUCGAUCAACAACCUUUCAGGAGAGAUUCCUCAAAGUAUUUCACUUCCGACGUUCUUGUCUCACUUGAACUUGUCUUAUAACAACUUGACCGGUAGAAUUCCUUUGGGCAGCCAGCUUCAGACACUCACGGAUCCAUCCAUUUACGAGGGUAACCCGUCACUGUGUGGGGUUCCCCUUUCAACCAAGUGUCCUGGAGAUGAUCACACUCCUACAAAAGACAAUGAUCAUGAAGAUGGAAAUGAUAAGUUUUGGUUCUACAUUAGCAUAGCACUCGGAUUUAUCGUAGGUUUUUGGGGUGUCUGUGGCACAUUAGUCGUCAAGAAGACAUGGAGGUAUGCUUAUUUUGGAUGGUUCGAUGCCAUUAAAGAUAAGGUACUGCUAGCAAUUGCAGUGCAAAUGGCUCGUUUUCAAAGGAAGGUUUGAUUAGAAUAGAAAUAUGAAUGUCGUUCUUGAAUUCGGAAAAUUUUAAAUAACUAUAAAAUACAUGUACUGUGUGAUUUUUAUUUUUUGUUCUUCCUUUUGUUGGAAUUUACGAAUGUAAUUGCACUGGAUGUUUGAUGAAUAAGUUUGGAAUAUCACUAGUAUUAAAAAAACAUAUGAUCCUGAAUUGCAUUGCCAA
Messenger RNA from Malus domestica (apple), 3245 nucleotides. RefSeq names its product receptor-like protein EIX2. Gene Ontology annotation, molecular function: protein binding. Lineage: Eukaryota; Viridiplantae; Streptophyta; Magnoliopsida; Rosales; Rosaceae. The record is from RefSeq and is a predicted model, not a curated record.